AUGCAUACCUUGAAAGCAACCGCCGCGUCGUCACUGUCGCUGCCGGCGGAGAACUACAUCUACACGAUUGCGGCCUCGGCACCGGGCAGUUUUGCUGCUAUUAGCUCGGAUGACUCGCUGCGCAUCUUUGACGCUGCUAGUCUCGAUCGCGUCUCGGUGAUCGCCCCGAAGACCCACGAUGCGGGCGUGACUUCGCUGCGGAGCUAUGCGGCGGGUGAGUCGCCGCUUUUGGUGACUGGUGGUAGGGAGGGGAAGGUGAAGCUUUGGGAUGUGAGGGCUGGGAAUGCGGUUUUGGAGGUCGAGACUGCGAGACAUGCCCCGGUGCUUUCGGUGGCUUGCAACUCAGGGACCAACACGAUCGUGGCGGGAACAGAGCUCCUUUCCUCGCAGGCGGUGGUUGCAUUCUGGGAUAUCAGAUCUCCACAGGCACCAAGGCUACAAUACGUAGAAAGCCACAAUGACGAUAUCACCGAGCUUCAAUAUCACCCGACUCGCAGCAACGUCUUACUAUCCGGCAGCACGGACGGCCUAGUCAACGUCUAUGACACCACCAUCACAGACGAAGACGAGGCUCUCGUGCAAGUUAUCAACCACGGCUCCGUCCACCAUGCAGGCUUCCUCUCCGAGCGCACCAUCUACGCACUCAGCCACGACGAGCAAUUCUCCGUACACCCGGCCACCGAUCCCGAUGAUCCUGCACAGGAACCCGAGCCCGUGCAUUUCGACGACGUGCGCGAGCCACUAGGCUGCGAGUAUGUCGUGCAAUUGUGCCUCGGCGCGCAGGGGCCGUACAUUGCCGCUGGUAAUAAGAUUGACAAACGUUUGGAUCUGAUUCCGCUCGUGUCAACCCCGACAUGGCGGUUUGACCAGGACAAUCUCUGGCGUCUACCCGGCGCCCACGGUGACGAGGUCGUACGAUCAGUCUACUUGGAUGAACAGAGCCAAUCCGUCUUUACUUGUGGCGAAGACGGCUUUGUGCGGGCGUGGAAACCCGUUGAUGGGAGCGACGAUGAUGUUCAGAAUCCAGCUGGUUCUGGAAAGAUUUCUCGGCCCAAGGAGAAGAAGAAGGACCGGUUUAAACCGUAUUAG
Penicillium cataractarum is the source of this 1089-nucleotide messenger RNA. Its product is annotated as WD40 repeat domain-containing protein. Lineage: Eukaryota; Fungi; Ascomycota; Eurotiomycetes; Eurotiales; Aspergillaceae. The record is from RefSeq and is a predicted model, not a curated record. Gene Ontology annotation, molecular function: protein binding. The transcript has 6 exons. Bases 1 to 1089 code for a protein of 362 amino acids.